Perca flavescens (yellow perch) is the source of this 3130-nucleotide messenger RNA. It is a transcript of the gene adra2b, whose product is annotated as adrenoceptor alpha 2B. The record is from RefSeq and is a predicted model, not a curated record. Gene Ontology annotation, biological process: G protein-coupled receptor signaling pathway. NCBI's taxonomy places the organism in Eukaryota, Metazoa, Chordata, Actinopteri, Perciformes, Percidae. Gene Ontology annotation, molecular function: alpha2-adrenergic receptor activity; epinephrine binding. Gene Ontology annotation, cellular component: plasma membrane. Bases 120 to 1544 code for a protein of 474 amino acids. The transcript has a single exon.
GCGCCUGGAACAGCAGUGGGAGCAGCGCCGGAGCCUCCGUGCCCUGCAACCAGAGCAUCCUGAAGCUCGCCCCUUACUCCCCUGAAGCCACGGUGGCCUUCGCCACCGCAAUAACCCUGAUGGUCGUCUUUACCAUCGUGGGGAACAUUAUGGUCAUCAUCGCUGUCCUGACCAGCCGGUCUCUCCGAGGACCACAGAAUCUGUUUUUAGUGUCACUGGCUGCUGCAGACAUUUUAGUGGCCACACUCAUCAUCCCCUUUUCUCUGGCCAAUGAACUGCUUGGCUACUGGUACUUCAAAUCUCUAUGGUGUGAGAUCUACCUGGCGCUGGAUGUGCUGUUUUGCACCUCCUCCAUCGUGCACCUGUGCGCCAUCUCACUGGACCGCUUCCUGUCAAUUUCCAGGGUUACUUACGGGCGUCAGCGGACUCCCAAACGCAUCAAAGCCGCUAUUGUGGUAGUGUGGCUCAUCUCUGCCGUCAUCUCUUUCCCUCCCCUGCUCUCACUGAACAAAAGCGAAGGAGGGGAUGAGGGGAGUGAGGGGGGACCUCAAUGCAGGCUGAAUGAUGAACGCUGGUACAUCCUUUACUCCACCAUCGGCUCCUUCUUUGCUCCAUGCCUCAUCAUGAUUCUGGUCAACAUAAGAAUCUACCAAAUUGCCAAGCAGAGAACACGUUGUCCACCAGGAGAGCCCAGGAAGGAUGGGGUCGGCUCUGCUACACCAAGUCAGCCUCCACGACAUGUGCAAGCCAACGGUAAGGAUGAUGAAGAAAGCACACCCCCGUCGUCGAACAAAACAUCCAAUGUCAGACCCCCAACCCUCGCCAUCACCCCUUCUCCUUCCCCAGGAGAGACUCAAACCUCCCAAAAUCCCACCUCCAAUAAUCUUCUGCAACCUCCAUCCCCUUCUCUAGCCAUGACCCCUGUUACAACCUCCCUUGAUACUUCUCCUCAUGACCCCUCAACUCCCUCCUCUGUGCCUCAGUCUGCCCCUGCCAAGACUAAAGAGAAGGGGAAGAAGGGCAAGCGGCAGAGAGGGAAAAAAGCUGACAAUAACAAUGGUGACAGCUCAAGCACAGACAGCGAUAUGGAGCACAGCCAUGGAGGAGGCCGAGGCAGCACCAGCAUGCCAGGAUCGCCUGCGGGAGGGGGGGUCCACUCCCCGGCCUCAGUCAAGCGGUACCGGGACAUGAUCGCCACUUCAAAGGGGGCUCGGCUGGUGCCAGGGAGGAGGUCAAAAACAGAGAACAACCCUGGAGCAGCGAGGCGUAAAGCGAUGGCUAACAGAGAGAAGCGUUUCACAUUUGUUCUGGCGGUGGUAAUCGGUGUCUUUGUGGUGUGCUGGUUCCCGUUCUUCUUCUCCUACUCUCUGCAGGCAGUGUGUCCGGAGACAUGUGCCAUCCCUGGUCCACUCUUUACGUUUUUCUUUUGGAUCGGUUACUGCAACUCCUCACUCAACCCAGUCAUCUACACCAUUUUCAACAAAGACUUCAGAAAUGCCUUCAAAAAGAUACUGUGUAGUAGCACCAAGGGUACUUUCUUUUAGCAUACAUAUCCCCUGUAUAGGACAUGGAUUAAAAAAGCAUAUAAAAAUCAAUAAUUUCCAUUUCCGAACACUCAAAGGGCUGUCUUAAAAAAAUGUUGAACUAUGGAAAUUCCAGCAUGAAGUUCAGAACUGAGAAACACUCUUUUACAGCCACAGUGUGCCGAACAGGCAACUUGGACUGUUAAAUUGCAGCGUUCAUCAGACACACGCAUACAUUUUUACAUAGUGUGGGAUGAAAACAGGACAUGGAAUAGAGGCAGCACUCAAUACUCAAUACAUUGAAUUAUGGAUAAUGCUGGGGUACAGGGGGUGCAGAAUCAUUGAAGAAAUGUAGGCUAUACACUCUUACAAGUGAUAAGUCGUAAAACUGGGUUAGGGGGUUAGGGAGAAGCAGGAGAACAGUUGAGAAUGAACUCCUAAAUAAGAAUACAGAAUACAGUUUAAUGUAAAAUAUAUACUAUUUUGUAAUUAUUAAAUUCUACAGGACUAAUGGGAAAAGAAAACAAGUAUAAAUAAGAAAAGUGACCUUAGGUUUCUGUGAGCCUAUGGCCAUUUAUUUAUCGAUACAGAGCACAAGGAGCACACAAGCUUAGUGGUGAUUUCUUACAUCUGCAGUCCUAAUUUGCCCAGCUCCAGGGCAAACAUGUGUUCCCCGAUUUUUAUCUAAAACGCGCAGCAACAGCAACAACAACAAGAGAAGGUUUCUGACGAUUUCAAGCGGGAUGGCACAGACAAGGGCACCCUUUCAAACUGAACUUGAGGGCUUUCAUAAGGAAAGCCUGCACAUCAGACACCUUGCUUGUGGCUUGGUGUGGGUCAUAAUGGACAAUCAGGUUGUUUGUAAUGAAACUCGUGGCUUUCAACUUUGAUGAAAUACAGAAUAAGCUUAAGUGUAGGGGAAUUUGGACUUAAAAAAAAAACAACAAAAUGUUAUUGAGAUGUAAAAAUAAGACAAUGUGAUCAUCCUCAUCCUCUUAGCUUUGCUGUUUCAUGCUAUUUAACUUAACCUGGACGUUCACACCAAUGGACUGGAUUGAGCAAUCCUUUUUAAUGAACAUGUGACAAUGACAUUUGAGGAACAAUCAAAACUGUUUUUAGCCUCUUGAAAGUGUUUCAAAUGUUAUUCACAGUAUCUAAUGGGAGGUGCAUCCGCUGAAGACUAAAAAAAAACUAGAUUCUAAUAAUUCAACGUUAUUUUCCAGAACCCUGUUUAAGUGGGCAGACAUUUACAUUGACUGUAAAGGACACAUAAACAAUGCAAUUAUGGAUGUGUAAUGUUAUCCCUAAUUACGCCUACAUGGGUUAUUCUGAGAACCAUUUGGUUGAGUCACUCUUUACCAAUGCCUCUGGCACAUCGUCACCUGCAGUGGACCUCAACAUGGCACAUUUGGUUUAUAGCUGAGAGGCAAGAGCAUGAAUGGUACAUUUAUUUUUCUCACCAUGAGACUGAGGCUCUGUCAGCUUCCUCGAUAAAAAAGAAAAGAAAAUGUGUCUGUAAAUGUGAACAGCACACAGGCUUAUUGACUCAAUGGGACAAGGGCUGUCAGCAGCAACACUUCAAUUUACUAAUUGUCUAAUACUGCUGA